AUGCAUUUCCUCACUUCCAUCACAACCCUCAGCGCUUUCGCUGCCGCUACACUUCCCAUCACUCUAGCCGCUCCUGCUUCAUCCUCUUUACAACCUCGUGCAGACCCCUUCGUCGGCUACCUCGUCUCCACGUUCUCAGAUGUCACACCAGCUGUUCAAUUCCACCUCUCCAAAGGCAAUGACGCCAGUAGCUUCUCCUUCUUGAACAAAGGGCAGCCAGUGUUGAAGUCAACUGUGGGCACAAAAGGUGUGAGAGAUGUCUUCUUGGCUCAUGAUAGCGCAAGGACGAAAUACUACAUGAUCGCUACUGAUCUUGAUAUCAAUGCUGCGGGCUUUAAUUGGGAUGCUGCGACAAGAACAGGAAGUCGUGGUAUUGUGGUUUGGAGUUCGAAAGAUUUGGUGAAUUGGUCUGCGGCCAGUCUUCGCACGGUCGAGAGUGCAAAUGCUGGAAUGACAUGGGCGCCCUCUGCCGUUUGGGACGACGCAACAUCUCAAUUCUACGUCUUCUGGUCUUCUCGCCUCUAUGCCGAUUCGGAUACCAAACAUACUGGCAGUGCAUCUCUUGACCGUAUUCGCUACACGACAACCAAAGAUUUUGUCACCUUUGCGCCGGCAAAAGAUUAUCUUGCCCUGUCGGAUACACCGCUCAUCGACCAAGAAUUCCAAUACCUCGGAAAAGCCAACAACUUCGCGCGCUUCCUAAAGAACGAGACUGUGAACCAAGUCUACGUGGAAACCACCACUGGUGGUCUUUUUGGACAGUGGAGCCGUACCCCAGGAUACGUGAGGCCAGAGAGUCCGAGAGAGGGUCCAGCUUCUUUUGCGGAUAACGUUACACCCGGACUGUAUCAUCUCCUCUUGGAUGAUUACACUCAGUAUGUUUCGUAUCAGUCUACUGAUCCUGCAAAGAGUGGUGCUUGGACGGCUUCAAACUAUCCCAACUUUCCCAAGGGAUUGAAACAUGGGUCUGUCACGCCCUUGACACAGAAGGAGUACAAUGCGGUCGCUGCCAAAUAUCCUGCAUGA
Aureobasidium subglaciale EXF-2481 is the source of this 1026-nucleotide messenger RNA. RefSeq names its product glycoside hydrolase family 43 protein. NCBI's taxonomy places the organism in Eukaryota, Fungi, Ascomycota, Dothideomycetes, Dothideales, Saccotheciaceae. Bases 1 to 1026 code for a protein of 341 amino acids. The record is from RefSeq and is a predicted model, not a curated record. The transcript is spliced from 3 exons.